UUAGAAACGAAACGACAACGUUUCAGUGCUGUUUCCCUUGCGAAACCUUGAGAUAAAAACAACGGGUUUUACAAGGGCUUUACAAAAAAAAAAAAAAAACCGUGCUCCAAAGCUUGUCAAAAUCCCCAGAGAAUUUCUCAAAUUCAGGAUGAAGAAGGCUUCAAAGCUUCAAAUUUACUUUUAUCAAAAUUCAAUCGUCAAAGAUCCAUAAAGGCCGCUCCUUUACUCUCGAGAGCUUACAUUUCUGAUAAUUCUCCAUCAUCAUCAUCAUCUUCUUCUUCACAGUUUCACUCAACCGGCCGUCACCUUCAAUGCUGUGCAAAAACCCGAGGUUUAAUUUUCAAGCUACACCAAUUCAAAACAAACCCGUCUCGUAAUCUCGACACACUUGUGGAAAAACCAACCCAAUUUCCUUCUAGCCAGAGAAAACUCAGAGAAAAAUUCGAUCUUGAGGAAGCUUUUGAGUCUGCUAAAACCUCUGGGGAAAUGUUCAGAGUGUUUAAAGAUAUGGAAGCUUGUUUUGACGAGAGAGAGCUGGGAAUAGCUUUAUUAAAAAUUGGACUCAAACUUGACCGAGAAGGUGAAGACCCUGAAAAGGCUCUAUCUUUUGCUGACAGAGCAUUGAAAGUAUUGGAUCAAGAUGGUAAACCUUCUUGACUAGUUGCUUUGGCUUUACAAUUGAUGGGUUCUGUUAGCUAUGGUUUAAAAAGGUUUAAUGAUAGUUUAGGGUAUCUUAAUAAGGCUAAUAGGUUGCUUGGUAGGUUAGAGGAAGAGGGUAUUGCCAAUGUUGAGAAUAUAAGGCCAGUGCUACAUGCAGUGCAGCUUGAAUUGGGGAAUGUGAAGACAGAAAUGGGGAGGAGAGAGGAGGCUCUUUUAAAUUUUAAGAAGGCUUUGGAAAUUAAGGAAAUGACUCUUGGGAAGGAUAGUAAGGAAUUAGGGGUGGGAUAUAGGGAUUUGGCUGAAGCUUACGUUUCGGUUCUAAAUUUUAAGGGGGCCUUACCUUUUGGUUUGAAGGCAUUGGAGGUUCAUAGGAAGGGGCUAGGGCAUAAUUCAGUGGAGGUUGCACAUGAUAGGAGGAUUCUUGGGGUUAUUUAUACAGGUGUGGAGGAGCAUGAGAAGGCAUUGGAACAGAAUCAGUUGUCACAGAGGGUUUUGAAGAAUUGGGGUCUUAGUUCUGAGUUGCUUCGUGCGGAAAUUGAUGCUGCUAAUACGCAGAUUGCAUUGGGAAAGUAUGAUGAGGCUAUUAAUACUUUGAAAGGUAUAGUUCAGCAGACAGAGAAAGACAGUGAGAAUCGAGCUCUGGUGUUUAUUUCAAUGGGGAAAGCUCUUUGUCAUCUGGAAAAAUUUGCAGACUCGAAGAGGUGUUUGGAGAUUGCUUGUGGAAUUCUUGACAAGAAAGAGACUGUUUCUCCGAUUGAAGUUGCUGAGGCAUACUGUGAGAUAUCAAUGCUAUAUGAGAAUAUGAAUGAGUUCGAGACUGCAAUUUCAUUGUUGAAGAGAACAUUGGCUAUACUUGAGAAACAACCUCAAGAACAGCAAUCCGAGGGAGGUGUUUCCACUAGAAUAGGGUGGUUACUCUUGUUAAAAGGUGAGGUGCCACAGGCAAUUCCUUACUUGGAGGAUGCAGUAGAGAAAUUGAAAUACAGCUUUGGCUCCAGGCAUUUUGGGGUCGGGUAUAUUUACAACAAUUUAGGGGCAGCAUAUUUGGAAUUAGAUAGGCCUCAGUCAGCAGCACAAAUCUUUGCAGUUGCAAAGGACAUCUUGGAUGUCUCUCUUGGUCCUCAUCAUGCAGAUUCAAUCGAAACUUGCCAGAAUCUUUCUAAAGCUUAUAGUGCAAUGGGAAGUUACACCCUUGCAAUUGAAUUCCAGCAGCGAGUAAUUGAUGCCUGGGAAGGCCAUGGACCAAGUGCAGAAGAAGAACCCCGAGAAGCUCGGCAUGCUCUCGAAGAGUUAAAGACAAAAGCCCGUGGUACAUCCACUAACCGAGUUCCUACAAAGGCCUUGCCUUUGCCACAACAUAGUCUUGCUUCAAGAAAUUUGCAACCCAGUAUUCCUCUUACCCAAAUUCAGCCAGCUCUAUCCGGUAGACUUGGAGAAUCGAUAGCUUUUGCUCUGCUAUCACAUUUCACAGUCUGAGACAUUUGUUUUUAUCUUUAAUUCUUGUAAAUUUCGAUAUUAGUUUGAUAUGUCAUUUAUAUAUGUGCUAUUUGCCUCAA
Messenger RNA from Gossypium arboreum, 2216 nucleotides. Its product is annotated as protein KINESIN LIGHT CHAIN-RELATED 2-like. The record is from RefSeq and is a predicted model, not a curated record. Gene Ontology annotation, molecular function: protein binding. Bases 682 to 2136 code for a protein of 484 amino acids. The transcript is spliced from 2 exons. Lineage: Eukaryota; Viridiplantae; Streptophyta; Magnoliopsida; Malvales; Malvaceae.